Messenger RNA from Closterium sp. NIES-67, 1768 nucleotides. The record is from the annotation of a GenBank genome assembly. NCBI's taxonomy places the organism in Eukaryota, Viridiplantae, Streptophyta, Zygnematophyceae, Desmidiales, Closteriaceae.
AAGGGGGAGCAGCUCGGAGAAGGAAAGGUGUUCCUUUCCUGUUUUGCUGAUGCCACGUGGGCUUCUGAGCAUGAGGAUUCAUCAUCAGUUGGUGGAUACAUCUGCAUGGUGGGAGGUGGGCCUGUAAGUUGGAGGUCCAAGAAGCAGUCUGAAACGGCACUAUCUUCAGUGGAAUCUGAGUACAUGGCAAUGUUUCAUGCGGCAAAAGAAAUCAUUUGGCUAAGGAGGCUCUUGAAGGAGAUCGGCCAUGAACAGACUUGUGCGACACCUCUGUUCAGUGACAGCAAGGCAACCAUUGCCAUGGCACGCAAUGCAGUUCUUCAUGGGUUGAACAAGCACAUGAGGAUCAAGUGGCAUUGGCUGUGGAAGGAGGUGAAGCUUGGGACACUGGAUCCGAUCUACGUGAAAACUCAGCAACAGCCAGCCGACUUCCUUACCAAGCGGCUAGCUGAAGAGCCACAGUGGCGCUGUGCGAGGAUGGCGGGAAUGUCCUUGAACUAGAGACGGCGAAACAAGCCGACAGUCUGAGGGGGAGUGUGUUGGUGCAUAUUCGUUUGCACGUCAUCCUGUCGUCUGUUCGCAUCAUUUCGUUGCAUCUGUUUUGUGUGCUACAUUGUUUGUAUGGUUUGUUGGGUUUGCAUGUAUUUGCAUGUUUGUCUUGUGCUUGUGCAGGUGUGCUUGGUUUGUGCAUGACAUCGAGCACAUUCCAACGAGCCAAGAAUUGUUGGAAUCGGAGCACAUAUGAAGAAGUUACGAAGAAAUGUUUGAUGGAUUUGUUACAACUCAUUGGAAGUCCUUGUCAGCUGCUACACCAAAGUUGGAGAGCCCUAUAACGAGGAGGGACCAGCAUGUGUGGGACUUUUGUCCCCACCCUGCAGCUGCAGCAUUUGGGGUUUGGAGGCCAACCUGGUACAGUGUGAAUUUUGUCUUGCCAGGCUGGCUGAACCUGAGGAUGGGGAGUCAAGACUUUGACUCUUGUCAUGUUCUUGACCAUGGGCCUCCAGGGUCCUUCCCUUUCAUCCUUCCCUUCCAUCCCUACCUUCCAACUGUGCUUCAAUGCCUUUUCUAUCAUGCCUCUGAACUUGUAAGCUUCAAUUAUUGUGACUCUGAGGAUUGUCAACUUCUCCUAGGGCAGAUUACCCCCCAGUGCGCCAAACGCCAUAGCUCGCUCGUUAAGCUACGGAAUCGAGUGAUUCAACUUUCAGAGGAAAGCUGACGCUGCAAGCUACAACAUAUCUGAUUUUCAAAUCGUUUCACCGAUUGGAGUUUCGGAUAUAGCUUUUCGAAGGUCUUCUGGGCGUCAUAACGAAGUGCUACAGAAAUUUCCAAGGAGCCAUUGAAUCAUCUGCUUAUAGCCUUCUCUAAGCAACACGCCUGACGCAGCAGGGGAGGCUAAGCUACACAAGGGUGCUACGCCUAAACUAGAGUACACAGGCUCCACCAACACGCCCUCCCUGGCGGCCACGACCGGCGCGGCGCGGGCGCUGCUGCGAGUGCACGGCAGCAACAGUUUCGGUCAGAGGGGUCGCAGUGGCGACCGCAGCCGAAACGUUAGUAAACGUGCAGUGGGAGGGGGCACAGCCGUGAAAGAUAGAGACUGCCGGUGCACCGCUCGAUUGAGCGAUAGUGCGCUGGCGAGUCUCGAUCUCGGUCAGGGCGGUGACAAAGGCUGUAAGGGUGAGGUCACCCGGGUGUUGGCUAAGGAUGUGGUCGCGGGCGCUAGCAAGGCGGUCAGGUAGGCGCAUAGCGAUAAAGUAGAGGGUCAUGC